GAACCACGGCUUCACCGCAUCAUUUGUCCUCUCUGAGAUAACGGAGGAGAGGCUUUUAGGGAAAGUCUUUCACAAACUAAUGGAGAGGGAGGAGGAGGAGGAGGACGCAGCCAGGGAGGGGAGGGCUGACAGGGGGAGACCGGGCUCCGCUCGCGCGAACCUCGCCAGUCUUUUCCCACGCCGGACUCAUCACGGCUCCGUUAAAUGACGGAGGCUCACCGCCGCCGGUCAGCACGGUGAUCCUGUGCAUCAUGUGCACUGCAUGGAAAUAUGUGAGAACUGUGGGCGAAAUGAAGACACGCUUUAAAGAGGGGAAUGGAAAAACUAAAGGAGGAGCUGCAGAAGUGAACCCUCAUAAAAGCCUGCAUCUUAUCAGCAAUUCCACAGCCAUUCCCUGAGACGUCCCUGCUUGGUGAACAUUAGCAAUGGCAGCACAUGUUGUGCUUCUCUUUCUUUUAUUCUGUCAAGGGGAAAGAAGUGGCAUUUCCGACGCCGCUGGCCUUUCAGAAGAAGAUGAGGACUUGCAAGUAAUAUCAAGCAAAAAGCAACCCGGCCUGCCUCAUCCAGAGUCCAUAAACAUCCUGUUUGAGAAAAUCGAUAAGCUGGGAAGUCAUUUUGAGGAGGCAGAAAGUGGCAGAGAAGUGCUGUCAGGUGUGGAUUAUGAACUGAAUUAUAUCCAAAACAAAACAACAAAUGAAACAUACAUACUAGGACAUCCUGAAGCUUCAUCCAAAAUACCCAGGAGGCUAAAAGUACCCAAAGAGGCUAAAAGUGUUAAUGAUAAUCACAGUUUAGCGUCAAGGUCAGAAAUGGCGAGCACUGGAAAUAUGGACUACAGUGUUGGCGACAGGGAGCCUGGAAGCAACCUGGGGGCUACUAAACGUAGACGGCUAGAGCCUCACCUGCUGCAGGAGGAGCCUCGCCGCCGCCCCCGCCACCGCAGGAGCUGGCUGUGGAACCAGUUCUUUGUAAUCGAGGAAUACAGAGGGCCUGAACCUGUGCUCAUUGGACGGCUGCACACAGAUAUGGACAGAGGAGACGGAAACACAAAGUACACGCUGGAGGGAGAGGGCGUGGGAUCUGUGUUUGUUAUUGACAGCAACACGGGGAACAUCCACGUCACUAAGUCUCUGGACAGAGAGGAGAAGGACCAGUACCGGCUCAUCGCAACGGCCACCGACCGCAAGAGCGGCCGCGCCCUGGAGCCCUCCUCGGAGUUCAUCAUCCGAGUGCAGGACAUCAACGACAACCCACCUGUCUUCCCCCACGAACCCUACGUUGCCAUGGUUCCAGAGAUGGCCAACAUAGGAACGUCCAUCGUCCAGGUCACAGCCAUAGAUGCAGAUGAUCCCACGUAUGGAAACUCAGCUCGGCUGGUGUACGGGAUCACGCAGGGCCAGGAAUACUUCUCUGUGGACCCUCAGACAGGCAUCCUGCGCACUGCCAUACCUGAUAUGGACAGAGAGACCCAGGAAGAAUAUCUAGUGGUCCUCCAGGCCAAAGAUAUGGGAGGACAUGUGGGCGGCUUAUCUGGAACCACCACCGUCACCGUGAAGCUGAGCGACGUCAACGACAACCCUCCUCACUUCCGAAGGAGUGCGUGGACAUUCUCUGUGUCGGAGCUGGCAGCACCAGGUGUGGAAGUGGGCCGUCUCACUGCCACCGAUCCUGACCUGGGAGAGAACGCACAGCUGGAGUUUGCAAUCCUGGAUGUAGAGGAAGCAGAGACGUUCAACGUCACCGGAAGAGACAAAGAGGCCGUCAUUGUGCUGAACAAGCUUCUAGAUUAUGAAACCCGCAGCUCGUACACUUUCUCGGUGGAAGUUGCGAACCCGGUGGUGGAUUCCCGCUUCAUAAGGAAAGGACCCUUUAAGGACCAGGCAACGGUGCGGGUGAUGGUGCUGAAUGCUGACGAGCCACCUCGGUUCUCGCAGGCGUAUUACCAUCUCGAUGUGUCUGAGAAUUGUCCCCCGGUCUGCUCUGUUGGCCGCGUGUAUGCCAUUGACCCAGACACAGGACAAAGCACAAACGUCAGAUACUCCAUCGAUCCUGGGUCAGACCCGGAGGCCCUGUUCCGCAUCUCCUCUGACACAGGGCUCAUCAGCACAGUGAUGGAGCUGGAUCGGGAGCAGGAGCAGUGGCAUAACAUCACCGUGGUUGCCACACAGGGAGACAAUCCAAACCUCGUAUCGAGGAUUGUAGUUGCUAUAGAGACGCUAGACCAGAACGACAAUGCGCCAGAGUUGGACAGACAGUACACAACAUCCGUAUGUGACUCCAGUGCUCCUGGUCAGGUAGUUCAGGUUCUGCGGGCCAUCGACCGGGACCAAGGAGGGCAGAACGCCCCCAUCCACUUCAGCAUCCCUCCUGUGUCCAGCUCUGCUCUAAACCUCACCGUCAGAGAGACUGGAGGUGUGACAGCCAGCCUGGUGCUCCAGUCAGCCUUGGAGCCCCUCCCUGGAUUCUCUUCCUCUUUGCUCACCCUUUACGUGCCUGUAGUUCUGCGUGACGGGGCCUCGGGUCUGACCAACACUGGCACUGUCACUGUGACCAUUUGUCCAUGUCUGCAAGGGGGCAUGCAGACUGAGGAUCGGGGCAGACAGAGGGACAGGAGAUGGGAGAGACACAUGGUCUGUCUGCCCGUGCCGUCUGCCUCCCCGUCGCUCAUCUUUAGUUUGGUCACAUUGCUGGCCAUGAUGGCCUGUGUCACCACCCUGCUGGUGGUGUGUGCACUCUCGCUGUCAUUGCGCCAUCAGAAACGAGACUCCCACUCGCCCUUUGAGGAGGAUGAUGUCAGGGAAAACAUCAUAUCUUACGAUGAUGAAGGGGGAGGGGAGGCCGACACCGCAGCCUUUGACAUUACAGCCCUGCAGAGCAUGCACAGGAUGCAGCACAUGCACAACAACCGCAACAUAUGGUACACCCAACAAAACACGCCCAGAGCCAGGAGGUUCAGCUGGAGCCUUCACCCCCGCUCCGGCCUGGGCCCUCAGCAGCGACCCGGCUCCGCCCCCCUGUACGGGCGCUUCUGCUACGGCAUGCACACACUGCCUGUUCUCCGAGAUUAUCCAGCCGGGCCGCUGGAGGCGGGCUUCCAGCUCAACCGGCUGACUCAAGGGACCGCAGGCGGGCAUUUAGGCAAUUCCCUUUUCAUCCCAAACCAGAGCACCUUUGAGCCUCUGCACCGCUCUGCCGAGGCGGGCCCGCAUGGCUUCCAGGCAGAACAUUUGGCAAAGAGCAGAAUCGCAGGCAGUAAUGAAGGCAGUGGAGCGAACACAGCUGGCACAAACGGAAACCAAGCCAAGAUGAAGGCAGAAGCUGAAGCGACAGCAGCCGGCGCUCCGGCCGACCUGACCCACGAGUCUUCAUGCCAGAGUCACACCAGCUUCUCGUCAAACCCGCAGGAGGCCCAGCCUGGAUCAUCCCCCGCUCAGAUCAGCACCGGAGCCACCAGCUGCACAGCGGACGACGUCGACACUGAUUGCUCAAUCCCCUCCAUCUCGGAGAGUUUCUCGAACAGCAGUCAGAUCAGCUCUGCCAACCCCCCCUGCUACCUGAGGGGAGACUCCUACAGCAUCGUGGGCUCUCUGAACCCCAGCAGCAUGGAGACCUGCAUGAACGGCAGCGGCCUGUACUCCGCUGGGGUGCAGCUCCUGAGCCUGGGCAGACUCCAGAGCAAAGACAGGAGCUCGCCGUCGUUACCCACGCCCACGUCUACCGAGAACAAUGGCUUACCAGCUGAGGCGCAACCCGAGUCGGCAGAGGCCGCUGCGCCACAGCCUCUCCGGAUGGAGGAGCUCCUCAACAUCCGUCUGGAUCGAGUCACCUUUGACAUGUCGCAGCCGCCCUACGACUCGCUGCAGACCUACGAGUUUGAGGGCCGCGAUUCGAGGGCGGAGUCCCUGAGCUCACUGGAGAGCGACUGCGAGAAGGACAAGGCAGCGGGGGGGAUGGAAGAGCUGAACCAGAAGUUUCAGAGGCUGCUGGAGAUUAUCCGAGACAGGAAGAAGGAGAGGGACACUCAAGCAAGCGAAGGGGGAGAACACGGAGCGGCUCCCAAACAGACUGAGGAACAAGGAAAAGGACAGCAGAGAUGGGAUUUCUAGCAAGUUUGAGUCACGGCUGUUUGACAGUGAUGGAAGAAGACGGAGCCUCUGACAGCAGAAGUCUUCUGUCGCUGCCAGGAAUCUUGCCGGCAGCUGCCACCAUGCUGAACAUCUGCAGAGCAGCGUGUUUGGAUAGCGCUUAUGGAAGCUGCCACUUUCCUCUCUGGAGCUGAUGUUAAUAAUGCACUCGGGCUUUCUGAGCUCAAGUCAUGAAAAACAACGUUCUUUUUUUUAAAUAUUGAUCCCAAGAGCUGCUCUGUGAGAAUAUGAGCUUCAUCAAAAACCAAUUGUAAUACGUUCCAUUGAUAAAUGAUGAUCAGCACGGUCACACAGACAGCGACCACACAGCCAUUCGUCUCCCCUAAAACACUGUAAAGAAUAACACCCACGUGUAGAUAAACAUCAACCUUUGCUUCUUA
This is a messenger RNA of Oryzias melastigma (Indian medaka), 4525 nucleotides long. RefSeq names its product cadherin-24 (gene cdh24a). Bases 426 to 4106 code for a protein of 1226 amino acids. Gene Ontology annotation, biological process: adherens junction organization; cell morphogenesis; cell-cell junction assembly. NCBI's taxonomy places the organism in Eukaryota, Metazoa, Chordata, Actinopteri, Beloniformes, Adrianichthyidae. The transcript is spliced from 14 exons. Gene Ontology annotation, molecular function: cadherin binding; calcium ion binding. The record is from RefSeq and is a predicted model, not a curated record. Gene Ontology annotation, cellular component: adherens junction; plasma membrane; catenin complex.